AAUACAUAUAUCCAAUGAUAAUUUCCGACAUUGUAUUUGAAAAUGAAAAAAAAAACUUUUUGAAUUUUCAAUUUUUUGAAAUUUAUUAUUAUUUUUUCUGUAUUUUAAUUUGAUCUUAUUUAUUUUUUAAUUUUUAGUUAUUUUUUAUUUAAUUUUCUAAAUCUUUAUUUAUUUUUCUCACUUUUUUAAUUUAUGAGUUUUUUGUUAAAUUUUUCGAUUUUAUUUUUUUUUUGUUUAUUUAUUAAUUAAAUAAUUAUUUUUUGAAAAAAAAAACUGUUUUUAACCUGUUCAGCAGGUCAUUUUUCUUCUUUGGAGGUUUUUUAUGAUAAAAAUAUCACUUUAAAGGUUAAAAGUGUUAGUGAAAAAACAUCAAGGUUUAAAGUGCUAGUAAGUGACACUUUCAAGGUUUUUUAUGCGAUUUUCCCUUAAUAAAAAAUUGGUUAGUUGAUGAUUUUGCUUCUUGUCUGAAGCUUCUCUGGUAGUGGAACUGGUUAAACUGCUCUGUCUUGAUUUUUCCAAAGAUCAUUUAGAACAUGUGCAUCAACCAAAGACUAGUUGAGUACAACCUGUGAAUAUAUACUUUUCUUCUUUAUGUUCGUUACUUAUUUGUGAUGGAUCAUGUCAUACAUGUAUUGGUAAGCUUUUACUUGAAAACUGAUGGAACAUUGGAAACCCAAGAUUUAAUUUAUUACAUAGUAAACUGAAACCUUCUUUUAAUGCGAAACAAGUUUCAAGUCUCUCAUAUUACUUCACUAUAUAUAUAAACUGUCUAUGCACUUCUUAUCCUAGUAGAAACAGCAAGAGAAGACAGAAGCAAUGAAGGUUUCCAUAAGCAUCAUCGUUGUCCUCUUCUUUGCGACCUUCGUCGUCAUCUCUGCUGCCCCUUCCCAUGAAACUUGCAUAAGAAGAAACAUCGACAGGUCACAACCACCAAGCUCUUCACUCGAAACCAAGACGGCAUCAAGAUUUAUCACUCUUGCGGAAAUGAUAUGCAGAGACAUGGCUCGUUCAGUCAUGUUCCAUGUGAGGAUCACCGGAAAAUUCCCAUCUCAAUAUGUAGAGGCGAUGUGCAAUGUGUUUGGAGAUGAUGAGAAGAAAGUGAAGGAGUAUGUUGAGAAGAUAUGGUUGGGACUGGGAGGUCCGAAGCUCGUGUCUAGUUUAUCUUGUGUCUUUCAUUGAUUUGUACGUGUUGCAAAACUUUAAACACUUAUAAUACAAUUUGAGUUUUUAUUUACCA
This is a messenger RNA of Brassica napus (rape), 1237 nucleotides long. RefSeq lists its product as uncharacterized. The record is from RefSeq and is a predicted model, not a curated record. The coding region runs from base 817 to 1179 and encodes 120 amino acids. The transcript has a single exon. NCBI's taxonomy places the organism in Eukaryota, Viridiplantae, Streptophyta, Magnoliopsida, Brassicales, Brassicaceae.